GUUGAAACGUGCACACACGCGUGAAUGUCUAUAAUUCCAGUCGCGAUAAUCGUUCCCGCUUUGUUCACGGUCACGUGGUCCUACCACGUCCUAACCGUUUCGGCCGAUAAUCUCAGAGAAACUUGGCCUACCGUCGUCUUCGGCUCUGCUCGGACGAUUCGCAGUCGAUCUGCCAGGGACAUGCAAGAGAUGAGAAGCAACACUCAGGGGUUGGAACUUUCGUCCGACCUGAAGACCACCGGCCAGAAGUUCUCAUCCGACGAAUACCACACUUUGUCAUCGUUGACGUCCGACAACUCGGUCGUCGACGACCCUCCGGUCACCCCAAAAAUGGGCGUUCACUCACAGCUAACCAUCGCCGAUUCCACUCCUCCUCCGCUGAUUCCACCACCACCGCCACAAUCGUUUAUCACUCGGAGCCGGUAUGUCGGAAGCAACCCUCAACAGUUCGGUGGCGGUGGUGACGGAAGGGCCUACCGACCGGAUAUAUUCAUCGACAGUGACCAAAUUCCAGAAUACUCGACGAGCAAUGUGAACGCAUUCCCCAAAUGGAACAGUAAAUACUACACGGGCCAUAGGCAGCUGAAGAAAUACGGGCCGAUGAUCAUGGAGACGGACUUGACGAUGACGGACAGCAGCGGCGGCAGCGGCGGUAUGUACAACGGGUACGACAACGGUUUGGAUUACGGCCAGAUCGAGGCCGACAGUUACAGGAACCAGAUCGGUGGCGACGGUAGCAGCGGCGACAACACGGCGGUGGGUUGGUACACGGAACCGGCCACGAUGGCGUCGUCGCGCCCGAUGGCCGAGAUCCGGGACCCGGGCAGCAGCAGCAGCAGCACCAAAUUCGUGUCGUUGGACGUGAAAAAGCUCAUCUGGCUGGCCGUGAUCAAGGCGGUGCUGGCCAAGCUCAAGUUCCUCGCGAUCCUCAAGUUCCUGGCCGUACUGUUCGUCAAAGCGAAACUGGUGGCGCUGCUCAAGGUAUUCCUGUUCGCCAAGUUCACCGUAAUGAGCAGACUGUUCAAGCUGUGCGUGCUGCCGUUCGUGCCAAGCAUGUUGUUGUGGCUCCGGUCCGCGGCUCUGAUGCAGCUCAACCCCACCGCCGCAGGGAUGGCCAUGAACACCAACAUCAACACCAACACCGCGAUGGCCGACAUGGGCGCGGGUCAGCUCCGGAACGACAGCGCGGCCGACCCGGUGCACAUGCGCAGCACCGACCUGAACGCGAUCGGCACGGCCGCCGAUCUGUUUCAGUUCGUGGCCAACGUGCAGUCGGCCAAGUGCGCGGAGAGGACGGCUUGUCGCGUGGCCAGCAUCCGGCCGCUCGGUUUCCAGUCCGUGUGGUUAAACUGGAUCUUAUCAUCCAUGGUUAAUUAUAUUCCAAACAAAAAACUCAAGUCAUACAUGUUAACAUUCAAGGAUGUUUCUGACUAUCGUUUGGAUAAUAUUUUCAGCCAUCCGUCGACAGAGGAAUGGUUAAAAUGGUGCGAUGAACGUUAUUAUUGUGACGAAGAAUAA
Sipha flava (yellow sugarcane aphid) is the source of this 1518-nucleotide messenger RNA. RefSeq lists its product as uncharacterized. NCBI's taxonomy places the organism in Eukaryota, Metazoa, Arthropoda, Insecta, Hemiptera, Aphididae. The record is from RefSeq and is a predicted model, not a curated record. Bases 25 to 1518 code for a protein of 497 amino acids. The transcript is spliced from 4 exons.